AGCCUGUGUGACCACAGCAGUGCAGUGAUCCACAGCGGUCCACACAGGUUGUUCGUCCACAAAUGGGCCGUAGUUAGCUUGCAUCUACCCCCUCUUCUACUGCAAGCCGUCCGCAGCAGGUGCAAGCAUCAUCCACCCAUUCUAAAGGUUAUUUUCCACUUAAAGUCGGAGAAAAUGGCAUCAAUUCCAUCAAGCGGUUCUCUCGUCGCCACACAUGACUACUAUAGACGACGUCUCGGGUCCAACUCCAGCAGCAGCUCUUGUGGCAGCGCCGAGUACACUGGGGAGGUUAUUCCACACCAUCCAGCACUUCCGAGGCAAGACUCCGGUCACUGGUGGACUUCGUUCUUCUUUGCAAAGCAGAACCAGCUCGCUAUGCAAAAUGGAUCUGAAAAUCAAAAGAACGGAUACACUUUAGCCAACGGACAGGUGACCUGCAUCGCCAAGGAAAUGGUUUGGACCAGACAACUCAGCGAAAGCAGCGACGGUGGAAAACAUGAACCUAUGUCCCCGCCACCAACUUCCUCCUAGUCCUCAACCCUCCUCCUCAUCCUCCUCCUCUGCACCUUCCUCACCAUCCACUUGCCACCUCUCACAUAGUCCAGCAAUGGAGAUGUAACGAUGGUGGUUGCGUUGAUGGGGUUUCCUCACCCUGUCCUUUUUGCCUGUAUAUAGUAUGUUUAUAUAUUGACCAAAAGUUAUGAAAAAGCUCCUAUGUAAAAACAUUUUUUAUGCAUAUGUUGUAAUAAAUUACAACUGACAAUAAAACUAUAUUCUAAUCACC
This is a messenger RNA of Xiphophorus maculatus (southern platyfish), 784 nucleotides long. It is a transcript of the gene ppdpfa, whose product is annotated as pancreatic progenitor cell differentiation and proliferation factor A-like. Gene Ontology annotation, biological process: cell differentiation; multicellular organism development. The coding region runs from base 175 to 531 and encodes 118 amino acids. NCBI's taxonomy places the organism in Eukaryota, Metazoa, Chordata, Actinopteri, Cyprinodontiformes, Poeciliidae. The record is from RefSeq and is a predicted model, not a curated record. The transcript has 5 exons.